GCCAGAAAGAGGAACCGCCACAGUCUGUAGUGGAUAAACCGUCCUGUAACCUUCAUUUUUAAACAUCCGAAGAUGCUUCACACUGUCCUCUGAGGAAUGAGGAUCGAUACUAAGAAAAAAAAAUUACUGUCACGUCUUGCCUUAAAUGAUUCUAGCGACCAGAGUCUGAUUUUAAUUCGGACAUUUCACAGGCAGCUGAAUGGAGCAGCAGCAGCGGGAUCUCUUUAGCUUCACCCCGGCCCGGUCGGCAGGCUGCGGGGUUGGAAUCGCCACCGCUCAGUCCACCAUGCGUUUGUCCAUCACCUCGACCACCGGCAGCCCGGUGGAGCUCACUGUCCCCCGAGUAGAGACUGUGGAGGGACUGAGGACACGGAUCUCCCAAAAACUCAGACUGCAAACAGACAGAAUCCUGCUCCUGCAUAGAGACAGGCAGCUGACUGCUGGAAAACUGACGGACCUGGGUGUAGCAGAUGGCAGCAAACUGACUCUGGUCCCUGUCAUAGAAGCUGGUUUAGUGUGCUCGACUGCCAGAGCUGAGAGGACUGUGAUGGACGUUUUGGAAAGUUUAACAGAAGUUCAGAUCAGUGAGUUCCUGUCUGGGCACUCACCUCUGACCAUUAACCUGGGAAUCGGUGCUCACAUGAUGUAUGUGCAGCUCCAGCUGUCUGCGCAGGAUGUGAAGGAGCUGCAGCAGGAUGGUGAUGUGAGAGUCCGGAGCAGCAGCGAGCUUCAGACUGGCCUGCCGACAGCUGGCAGUGUGAGCCACCCUGGCUCGGCCUCAGCCUGCUCUUCUACCAGCACCGCGGGCUCCACUACCUCACUCCCUGCUUCCCAAACCUCCAUCCCUUCCCCAGACAAUGCUGACUCUACAUCCCCGAUCCAACUUGACCCUCAAAGACCCAGAACUUCCUUUAGCUCAACACCUCCCACCCCCCACUCAUCCAGCACUGUCCCUGCUGUUACCCAUCAUCACCACUCAUCUCUACCUCAAACCUGUCACCCUAUACACACACCUCCCCCUGUUCUUUCAACCACGUCUUUGCCCUCUGGCUGUCCACACCCCAGCUGUCCACUACAAGCAGCCACACCAGUCUGUUCACCUGCUCCCGCCGGCUCCAGUCCUGGACCCCCGAGUCCAGUACCAGCCUCAACCUUCGAAAAGAGUAAUGUUCAUGCUGCACCCACUGCAGAGCUGUGCAAGCAGCCGGGAGCAGUCAUAGAAAGCUUUGUGAGCCACUCUCCGGGCAUCUUCUCCGGGACUUUCUCUGGCACUUUGGCUCCUCACAGUCAGAACAGCAUCAGUCACCCUCGACGUGGCAUCGCCAUCAUUCUCCAGAUUCUCAAUGACCUCCUCAGAGCUGCCUACUCCCACCAGGGGGCACCACCCACCCUUCCUCAACACUGUCCUGCUUUAAACCUUCCAGUCAGCCCAGUGGUUGCAGCAGAGGAGCCCAGCAAAGCAAGAAGCAAACCACCAGUGACCCAGAGGGCAGAGCAUUUCAGUAAAGCUUCAGGUGAGGAGACUCACCCCCUCCGCUCAUCCACAGAGGAGGAUCAAACCUUGCAGUGUAAGCUCGAGCGCCUCCAGUUUUUGAUGCAUCAGCGGCGCCUUCGCAGGCGGACUCGCAGGAGCUCACACCUCUCACAAACGUCUCACCCGUACCAACAUCGUCACCAUCGUCCCUAGCCUCCUGAUCAGAGAAGAUCCACUCACUGUGACAGCGGUGGCAGCUUCCCUGAAGAAUAGAAGGAACCAUGAUGGAAACCAGAAUCAACCACCUCUGUGGAACAGGUGAAGUAACAGCGGAGUGCACUCUGGGCCCGCUGAAGGGAUCCGAGAGGGAGACGAUUUGUUGCCAUUUUCUGGAGAAUGUAAGAUCUGAGGACUCUAAUUCCUGUGGUUGUCAUUGCACUAAGCAUGUUAUUCCAUCUAAGUCCAUCUUUCUGUGACAGUGGCUCUCAUUGCUAUGUAGCAUAUGUCACAAAAGAUUCCAGUGUCUGUUUUCAUGUUAUACGUCUUGGUGUUUUGUACAAAGACCUCUUACUGUAUUUGUUUGUUUAUGUAUUCAAUGCCUUAACUAUACAUGUCUUGAAUGUAAAGUCUAUGUUCUGAUCUGUGCAGAGGAUGUUUCACUUAUGCAAUAGUAAGAUGUAAACACAAAGAAGGAGAAAAUAUGCAAAGAAUAAAGGAAAAAAUGGAAAAACCUGGA
Seriola aureovittata is the source of this 2210-nucleotide messenger RNA. RefSeq names its product midnolin-like. Lineage: Eukaryota; Metazoa; Chordata; Actinopteri; Carangiformes; Carangidae. Gene Ontology annotation, cellular component: nucleus. The coding region runs from base 200 to 1687 and encodes 495 amino acids. The transcript is spliced from 7 exons. Gene Ontology annotation, molecular function: protein binding. The record is from RefSeq and is a predicted model, not a curated record.